AUGGAAAAGCCUGAAUUAAUAAUUAUACUUGCACUAUCAUUAGAUAUUGAUAAAAUUAUUUAAAUUAACAUGUCAGAUGGUUUUAUAAGAGCCUCAAAAUCGAUGUUACUCCAAAACGGUAGUAAAUAAGAUCUAUGCUCUGUUGAUGUGUCUUUAGAUCCAUUCCGAUUAUUAAAACCUUUUACAGGUGUUUAAACUUCUUUUCAAAAAAUUCUGUUUUAUUAGUCUACUGAUUAACCUUGUUCACCCAAUCCUUAUUGUAUUAAUUUAUUUUGGUAGCCUUUAGAUAUUUAAUUUUCUAAUGAUGGAUAAGAGAUGUGCAAUAUUAUGAAUAGUCAAAAUAAAUGUCUAUUGAAUAAUUCUUAAGAUAGUAAAUUGUGGUUACAAAAGCCCAUAGAUACUUAGUAAUCUCAGAUAAAGCAAUCUGUUAAUGUUUAACAAUUAUAAGUAUCGCCUUUAGCCUCUUAACUUCUUCCUAUUGAACCUGCGCAGUAGAAACAUGUUUAAUCUAUAAAAGGAAAAAAGCACUUUUAAAAAGAACAGCUCAAAUUCUUUAAAGAAGAUUCUAUGUAGAGUGAAGAAGUAGUCAACAUUGAGAAAAGCAGUACCUCAUAAAAAGUUAAAAAAAAGAAUAAUUUAAGAGGCAAGCGACAUAAGCAUACAAGUGAUAGUUCUGAAUCCUUUAGAAUCAGUAGAAAGAAAAAGACAUCUAAAGUUAAUGAUACUAAAAAUAUUACUAAAAACUACUCAAAAGCAAUCAUAUCAUACAUUUUUAACAAUCCAGAGUUAGUUUAAAAAAUGAUGUCCAAAUAAAGAUAUGUUGAUUUUGUUAAUUUCUUAAAAAAUAAAAAAAACCAAAUGACUAAUAUCAAAUAGCUUAGAGAUUUAUGGGUAGAUGGAGGAAAAAAUGCAGAGUUUAAUAGAGUCUUUAGAAUUAUAAGGUAAUUUAAUUUUAAUAUCAAAGUUAAUAAUUUUUAAAAACUCAGGCUGUCUCUUAUGUUUAUAAUUCUAGAAUUUCAAAUACACAAUGGCAUUUGAAAUAUAGAUUUAAUCUACUCAGAGCACUUAAGGAACCAGAAAAUUUCAAAUUUAUUAAAGAUAUAUGAC
Messenger RNA from Paramecium sonneborni, 1107 nucleotides. NCBI's taxonomy places the organism in Eukaryota, Ciliophora, Oligohymenophorea, Peniculida, Parameciidae. The record is from the annotation of a GenBank genome assembly.